UUCACUGUGGUUGGUCAAGACUGCAGUGGUAGAUCUACAGAACAGCUGUUUUGUGAUGUUGCAUUUUAAUGUUAAGGAAUAGCGUCUCAUUUUCACUAUGAAGAUAUUUAUCAGUAUACCACUGACUUUAUGCACACUUCUGUUCAUCAAUUUUGGCUCUUUUGUGAAUGCAACGAGGAGGCCAUGGACAACGGCUGAAAACAGUGGGAAUGUGACAAGGAGGGCCAGAGCUGUAAACAAACCGACACCUGUUGACUGUGUAAUGGGGAGGUGGUCAUCUUGGACUCCGUGUGACUCCUGCACGGACAAAAAGUUCCGUUUCCGAUACUUGGAGAGGCCCUCGCAGUUUGGCGGCACAGAGUGCACUGAGACACUGUGGGAGAAGCAGGAAUGUCCAGAAGCAACCGCACAGUGUCUGGUGCCAGAUUACUGUGGAAAGAGCUUCACCUGCAUUGAAACUGGGCGCUGCAUCAGCCAGUCUCUUCGCUGUAACGGAGAGGCAGACUGUGAAGAUAAUUCUGAUGAGGACGGCUGUGAAAGCGUCAUCGAAAGAAACGACAAGUGUUCUACCCUGAUGCCGAUCCCUGGAGCUGAACGUGCUACUCAAGGCUACAACGUCUUGACAGGAGAAUUUGUGGAUCAUGUACUCGACCCCAAGUACUUUGGAGGAAAGUGUGAAUAUGUCUACAAUGGCGAAUGGAGGAAAUUCAGCUAUGACUCAUUCUGUGAGAACCUGCACUACAAUGAAGAUGAGAAGAACUACAGGAAACCUUACAACUACCACACCUACCGUUUUGUGGCUGAGGCUACGUCAGAGGGCUCAAGUGAAUACUACGACGAUAUGAUGAGCAUGCUGAAAGCGAGGAAAGAAAUGAAUUCUUUCAACCUGGGCGUCACAGUUGGGAUCUAUUAUGUUGAAGGGGGAUUACGUGGAGGUGAGGAAUCUGAAUUUCUCCGGAACCUAACGAAGCAUAACAGCCAGGACUUGGGGUUCGUUCGGCUGUGGUCCAAAAUACAAACAGCCCACUUCAAAAUGAGAAUGGAUAAGCUGAUGCUUCACGAAGAUUUCUACAUUUCACUGAUGGAGCUCCCCGAGCAGUACGACUUUGGGAUGUACUCCAGCUUCUUCAACACAUUUGGCACUCACUACGUCACGGGGGGAACUAUGGGAGGGACCCUUGAAUAUGUUGUGGUUGUCAACAAAACGUUAAUGGCAAGAUCAAAGGUGGAGGGUGAACAGGCUGGUUCAUGCUUUGGCGCCUCUAUUGGCUUAGGCAUUCCCCUCAGCAGCUACGUAGACAUGAAUCUCAGAGUGGGUCCGAAUUGGUGCACUAAGAAGGGAAAGUAUAAAGAAGAAAGGCCCUCUAGUUCUGCUGUGGUUGAGGACAUUAUCACUCUUGUGAAGGGGGGCGUCGUGGACAGCAGCAGUGGCCUGUUGGCUAUCAGGAACCCUGAAACAUACAAGAACUGGGGAGCGACCCUCAAGUACAACCCAACACUCGUCGAAUCUGAGACCAUGCCAAUUUAUGAGCUAGUGCGCUUCAGCACAGCCGUUGAGCAUGUGGGCGCCAGACUGGCCAACUUGCAGAGGGCCUUUGAUGAGUAUCUGCAGCAGUUCGACUCCUGUCGCUGCGUCCACUGCAGGAACAACGGCAUCCCUGUCUUCCAAGGCACUACCUGUAAAUGCAACUGUAAAGCAGGCUACAUGGGUGACGCCUGUGAAGAGACUCACAGGAGAGACACCGUGACAGAUGGUGCAUGGUCCUGCUGGGGGACCUGGUCAUCUUGCGCAUCAGGCAGGAAGACUCGGACAAGGACCUGUACUAAUCCUGCACCUGACGGAGGCGGAGCGACCUGCCUCGGCUCCUCCUCUCAGAAUCAACGUUGUUAGAGAGCCGUUCCCUUCAGAAUCAGAUGCUCUGAAGUCCUGAUUUACAGUCUAAUUUUUCACUUAGUGUAAGCUGUUCUUUGACAAUCCUUUUGUUAAAGUCGUUGCUCUCAAAAGUCACUUUUCAGGACAACCUGUAUGACAUACUGUACUUUAAGCAGGAAUAAAUGAUGAUCAGACUUUC
This is a messenger RNA of Acanthopagrus latus (yellowfin seabream), 2072 nucleotides long. It is a transcript of the gene c8a, whose product is annotated as complement component 8, alpha polypeptide. Gene Ontology annotation, molecular function: protein binding. Lineage: Eukaryota; Metazoa; Chordata; Actinopteri; Spariformes; Sparidae. The record is from RefSeq and is a predicted model, not a curated record. Bases 98 to 1891 code for a protein of 597 amino acids. Gene Ontology annotation, cellular component: membrane attack complex. The transcript has 11 exons. Gene Ontology annotation, biological process: immune response.